Messenger RNA from Penicillium cosmopolitanum, 600 nucleotides. RefSeq lists its product as uncharacterized. Bases 1 to 600 code for a protein of 199 amino acids. Lineage: Eukaryota; Fungi; Ascomycota; Eurotiomycetes; Eurotiales; Aspergillaceae. The record is from RefSeq and is a predicted model, not a curated record. The transcript has a single exon.
AUGACCCUUCCGCAGAAAGCGAUUGUGCUUGAUCUUGGCAACGUUCUUUUUGAAUGGGGCUCGGAGUCUACCAGCGAAGCACAACCGUCUCUGAAGACCCUGCUGAAGUGCGAUCAGUAUUCGCAGUAUGAAAGAGGACUGAUUUCCUCGGAGCGAAACUUCUGUGAAUCCCGGGGAUCCGAGCUCGGGAUUGAUGCCUCGGAGCUAGAAAUGGUCUUCCAAACAGCGCGCUCGUCUCUGGAACCCAACACAGCUCUAUUUUCCUUUGUUCGCACGAUUAAAGAGCAAUAUGGAAUUCCUAUCUAUGCUAUGUCGAAUAUACCUGCGAAGGAUAUCGACUAUUUACAUGUUACUUUCCCCUCGCACAUGAACAUCUUCGACAAAGUUUUUGCUUCGGGCUGGACCGGACUGAGCAAGCCAGACCCUGCAUUCUUUCAGCUAGUUAUGGAUGGGGUCUCUUCUUUACCUGAUGAAGUGAUAUUUGUUGACGACAAAUCCUGGAAUAUAGAUCAGGCACGACGCUUUGGCUGGCGUGGAAUUCAGUUCUCAGGAACUGAUCAUUUGUGCAAAGAGUUGAAAAAUAUAUCUUGGCAAUCUUGA